This is a messenger RNA of Chanos chanos (milkfish), 1666 nucleotides long. It is a transcript of the gene cept1b, whose product is annotated as choline/ethanolamine phosphotransferase 1b. The coding region runs from base 331 to 1572 and encodes 413 amino acids. Gene Ontology annotation, molecular function: diacylglycerol cholinephosphotransferase activity; ethanolaminephosphotransferase activity. NCBI's taxonomy places the organism in Eukaryota, Metazoa, Chordata, Actinopteri, Gonorynchiformes, Chanidae. The record is from RefSeq and is a predicted model, not a curated record. Gene Ontology annotation, biological process: phosphatidylethanolamine biosynthetic process. The transcript is spliced from 10 exons. Gene Ontology annotation, cellular component: Golgi apparatus; endoplasmic reticulum membrane.
ACGUUAGUCUGUUUUGGGCUUUUCCAUCUGCCCAAAUCGCCGAGACAAGACUGCAGCUUGUAUCCAGUGGACGGGAUAUUCGGGUUUCUGCACACACACAAAUCGAGAGUCGAUUUGUUCUUGAAAAUUAUUGCCUUGAUCACCAGCAGGUCAACUGUUGAGGUGACAUUUUACAAGACUCGUCCUGUCCUGCUCUUUGGUGUGUCAACUGGGGUGUGGCACAGAGUUGUGCAACUCAGAGCUGGGAGAACAGGGUUGCGCGCGGCCCCCGUUGUGGAUCCCCAACUCAGCAGGCCAGUGGUGGCAGGCUCAGGCAGAGCGUAGGAGGCCAUGAGUGGUCAGGCGGGGGCGCGGUCCCGGCGGAGCCGCGAGCGGGAACAGGGUAUGGACGCCACGUGCUGGCUGUCCCCCGGAGCCCUGCGGAGGCUGAUCGAGCUGCCGGCCCCGCCGCUCUCCCGUCACCAGCUGAAGCGGCUGGAGGAGCACCGCUACAGCAGCGCGGGCCGCUCCCUGCUGGAGCCCAUCAUGCAGCGCUACUGGGAAUGGCUGGUGUGCCGCAUGCCCGCCUGGAUCGCUCCCAACCUCAUCACCAUCGUGGGCCUGGCCACCAAUGUCUUCACCACUUUGGUGCUGGUUUAUUAUUGUCCAACUGCCACUGAACAGGCACCUCUGUGGGCGUAUCUUUUGUGCGCAGUGGGCCUGUUUAUUUACCAGUCCUUGGAUGCCAUAGACGGGAAACAGGCCAGACGUACCAACAGCAGCUCUCCGCUGGGGGAACUUUUCGACCAUGGCUGUGACUCUCUUUCCACAGUGUUUGUAGUCCUGGGCACCAGUAUUGCUGUACAGCUAGGCACCAAUCCAGACUGGAUGUUCUUCUGCUGCUUUGCAGGCAUGUUCAUGUUUUACUGCGCCCACUGGCAGACCUAUGUGUCUGGUACCCUGCGCUUUGGCAUCAUUGAUGUGACUGAAGUGCAAAUCUUCAUUAUUAUCAUGUAUUUGCUGGCUGCAAUUGGAGGAUCCGCUUUUUGGCAGUCUCCGAUUCCAGUAAUAAACAUCCAAAUGAAAAUAGUUCCUGCAAUUUGCACUUUCAUAGGGGCCAUUUUCUCAUGUACAAAUUACUUCCGGGUUAUUUUUACUGGAGGUGUGGGUAAAAAUGGAUCCACAAUAGCAGGAACAAGUGUCCUAUCUCCCGUCUUGCAUAUAGGCUCUGUCAUUAUUCUUGCCAUGAUGAUCUAUAAGAAAUCAGCUGUCCAACUCUUCGAAAAACACCCCUGUCUUUAUAUUUUGGCAUUUGGCUUUGUUUCAGCCAAAAUAACCAACAAAUUAGUUGUUGCACAUAUGACAAAAAGUGAAAUGCAUCUUCAUGACGUAGCUUUUCUUGGUCCCGGCCUUUUGUUUCUCGACCAGUAUUUCAACAGUUUUAUUGAUGAAUACCUGGUGCUCUGGAUUGCACUGAUCCUGUCCUUCGUUGAUUUGGUGCGCUACUGUGUCAGUGUUUGCAAUCAAAUCGCCUCUCACCUUCACAUCUUCGUCUUCAAAAUCAAGCCACUCACCACAGCACCAAUUCAGUGAGGGCUAUCACCGUUAAUACCUUUCUUAUGGAUUGUUACAGUGUUGUUUUCUAUGUUCCUUAUUUUCUCUAAGACGGUUUAGAAGAGAUGCACCA